UCUUUUGGGUAGUUGUUGUCGAGUAACAUUUUGAAUAGGACGUUUAUUUCUUAACAAUGGUCUUCUGGUGUUGUUGUAAGUUUACGUGUUCUAUCUGCAAGACCUUGUACUAAUCCUUGUUUUACUGUAAGUGGGUGAGCUGAGUGAUAAUCAAGUUAUCUUGCGGAGUGUGUAGUUUCUCUAUGUAGUAUCGUUUUUAUGCUACCAGCUUUUACUCUUUGUAUUUUGCAGGCUAACAUAGGCAGUUCCCCAAUUUCAUCCUCUAUUUCCAUAGUGAAUUUUAUUGAGUCAACAUGCCUGUUUAUGUGCGAGAAGAGUUUCUCAACAUCGUUCUUUUCACUAUUGCUAACAUGUCGUUUUCAUAUCCCCACCAACAUUUUAUUGAUGACCUGAAUGGUUUAAGUGCAUUCUCUUCCCAAAAAAUCCAUGAAUAUGCUAGCUAUUAUUGGUGAGAUGGACGAUCCCAUAGCUACUCCUUCAUUUUGUUGGUAUGUCUUCCCUUCAAAUGUGAAAUAUGUUGUUGUUAGACAGAAUUCCACCCUUUUUAUUAUCUCUUCUACGGAUAAUUGUGUUCUGUCUUUUAGGCCAUUAUCUUCUUUUAGUCUCGUUUUCAGUGCAUUCAUGGCCAUUUGCAUGGGUAUUUAUCUGUUACAAUUAAAUAACAAAUAAAGCACUGAAAUGACACUGAAAGCUGAAGGUGUCCUUCUGUGAUGUUAUUUCCUCCAUUUAUGGCGAAUGGCAACUAUGGAAUUGUUUAUAUUCAAAUGCAACCGAAAAAUAGUUAAUAUGUAGUGGAAUCAUGAAAAUGCUGAAGGAAAUUUCAAAUGUCCGAGAGAAGCUGGAUUUACAAAUAGGUCGUUCAAUGCAAUUGGAAGCAGAGUUGACACGUGUAAAAUCAAUUAAUGCCCAAUUGGAGUCUGGUAUUCAAGAGAUGACUAAACAAAGUCUGACAAAUGCUCAGACAAGUGCAGCGGAAAUUCGUGCCUUACAGGAAGAAAAACACUUAGCACACAAUAAUCAUCAGUUAGAAAUUAACCUUAUGAAAAAAGAUUUAAAUCAGUUGAGCAAUGAAAAUACAGAGUUUAAGAAAGAAAUCAGUCGUUUGCAGAAUAAAAUUUCAGAGCUUAAGGAGUUGGAGACACAAGUUAAUUCAGUUGGAUUGUUGAAAUCUGAACAAAAGAUGGUUCAAAACUCAUUUGAAGAAAAGUUGAAACAAUUAGAAACAACCUAUGGUCAAAAGCAGAGGGAAGUUGAGAAAUUGUCAUUGGAUUUAAACCAAGCCAAGGAACAAAUCACACUUAAUCGCAAAUCUUUAGAAGUAUUACAAAGUGAACUGGCAUCCAGCCGUACAAUGCUGAUUAAAGCAAGAGAGGAAAUCGUCAAACGAUCACGUAACGAAGAACAACUAGAAAAAUCAAUACAGAAGGUUAAAGUGGAACUUGAACAAACAGUUGUACAUAAAUCAGCUGCAGAGAUAGCCAGUAAAACAGCUAUAGCCAACUCUAAGGAGCUGGAGACUCAAUUAGAAUCUGUAAAGGCUUCUAGCAUGUCUGUACAAACACGUUUACAUGAACUAGAAAAAGAAUUGGAUGAGAAUAAAAUAAAGAAACUACAAUUGGAGGAGAGAAUAAACCAGUUGACAGAAAAUUUAAAAAUCGCUCAAAAACAAGUAGAAGAAAAACAAACGCAAUUGAAUCAUUCAGAUUCAGUUGUCAGUCGUAUGACAAAAGAAUUCAAAAGGACACAAGUGACAAUUGAAGAAAGUGCACAGAAAGUGAACAGCUUAUUUGGUCAGUUGAAGGCAACUCAAGAAAAACUAACUCGAACAACUGAAAGCCUAAAUGACACUGAGAAUAGUAGAAAAGGUUUAAUCAAAGAAUUGGAAGAAUAUAAGAGCACUCAUCAUACACACGACAGUGAAGUUCAGUCCAUGGAGAUUCAAAUCAAUUAUCUACUAAGUGAGCUUGGGCAGAUGAACGAACGUCUAACAACAAACCAGAAAGAUUGGAGUAAUUCUCAAUCAGAAAUUGAGGCUCUAAGGAAACAAGCAAUUGAAUCAUCACUUGAAGUGAAACAGUUAAACACACUUCUGCAUGAAAAACAAAUGAAAUUGGAACAUACAGAAAGACGAUUAACUGAAAUGGAAAGCCAUUUGAAUUCAGCCGAACAAUAUACCCAGUCAUUGAGUUCAGCUAACGAAGAUUUAAUGAAUGAAUUGAAAAAUCGUACUAAUGAAUUAGAAAAGCUACAAAAGGAAAUCAAGCAAAAUAUGACAGGAAUUCAAAAUUCGGAGCUUAUGAUACAAGAAUUAGAAUUCAGUGUCCAACAAUUGACAAAACAGUUAGAACACUCAGAGAAUUUGCGUGUUGAGGCAGAAAAAGCAAGUAAUCAUGCUGUUAGUGAAUCAGCUGCUGUUAAAAUUGAAUUAGCUAAAAAAGAUGAACAAAUAGUCAGCUUACAGAAUACUUCAGAAACUAUAACUCAAAAGUUAAAAUCUCUCGAACAGACAUCUAAUCAAACUGAACAGAUUAUAAAUAAAUACAUCAACUCAGAAAUUGAAAAAGAUAAUAUGAUUCAACGACUUCAAACAGAAAUGGAUCAUAUACGUCAUCAGUUAAAUGAAAAUGAAACAGAACUACAGGAUAAAAAUUCAUCAAUUAAAUCACUUACUAAUGAGCUGGCAGCUGUGAAGUCCCAAUUAUCAGAACUAAUCCUGCAUAGGAAUUCAGAAAAUCUGGCGCAUAAACGUACUGAACUGGAGGUGACAGAUCUUCGUGAAAUGCAAUUAGCUUUUACUGAACAAAUGGAAAGACAGGAACAAUUCAUUGAACGAUUACAAUCUGAACUGGCUAGUGAACGUGAAAAAACUGAUUUUCUAAGCAAGAUAAAGGCAGACAAAGAAAGAGAAAUGCAAAAUAUGAUGGUGCGGGAACUAGAUGUUUUGUUCUUUUUCUCCUUCUUCUUGAUUUGCCCUUUUUACUUGAGCUGGAAUUACCACUGAUAAGUUUUG
Molecule: messenger RNA, 3010 nt
Organism: Trichobilharzia regenti
Lineage: Eukaryota; Metazoa; Platyhelminthes; Trematoda; Strigeidida; Schistosomatidae
Source: the annotation of a GenBank genome assembly